AUGAGCAAACCAGCCCGCCUCGGGGCGGCGCUCAAUCGCUCAAUCUACACGAGAGUCGAGCCUUCAUACAGCGAUGCUAUCAACCUCCUCAACUCGACACAGGCUGGAUUCCGCGUCCUCGAGAACAGGAAACGCUCCGGCCAUGUGCCGGGCGAAGAAUCCAUCACCCAAAUGAAAGAAUGGCUCCGUCUCCUCGGUUACACGCCCCACGACCUCAACCGCCUCAACGUCGUCCACAUCGCCGGCACAAAAGGCAAAGGCUCAACCUCCUCCUUCACCUCCUCCAUCCUCAACCAAUACCGCCUCUCCCCAACCCACACUCUCAGCCCCACCAAAAUCGGGCUCUACACCUCACCGCACCUCACCUCCGUCCGUGAACGCAUCCGCCUCAACGACGUGCCCAUCUCCGAACCCGCCUUCGCUGCGGCUUUUUUCCACGUCUGGAAGGCCCUGGGAUUGGAUUCAGCGGAGCCGCCUGUUGAUAGACCUACGUAUUUCAGGCUGUUAACGCUGCUUUCUUUCCAUGUGUUUAUGAGCGAGGGCGUGGACGCAGCUGUGUAUGAGGUUGGGGUGGGAGGUGAGUAUGAUGCUACUAAUGUCUUUGAGAAGGUUGUUGCUGCGGGGAUCGUUUCGUUAGGGAUUGAUCAUGUGGGUGUUUUGGGGGGUACGUUGGGGGAGAUUGCGUGGCACAAGGCUGGAAUUAUGAAGAGCGGGUGUCCGGCGUUUACGGUGCCUCAGGAGGACGCGGCGAUGAAGGUGCUGAGGGAGAGGGCGGGGGAGAAAGGUGUCGACUUGGUCGAGGUCGGUGUCCAUCCGGGUUUGAGAGAGGUGAAACUACGCCCGGACGAGGAGUUUCAGAGGAAGAAUGCAUCGUUGGCGAUACGAUUGGCCGCGACUGUGAUGGAGAGGUUUGGGACGAAGGUGGAUGUGAGUGGGGAGACGCUGCCAAGGGAGGUUGUUGAUGGGAUUGAGAAGUGUAGCUGGAGGGGGAGGUGCGAGACAAUCGUCGGUGAUAAGCAGACGUGGUAUCUCGAUGGCGCACAUAACGAGCAGAGUCUCGACGUGGCAUGCCGAUGGUUUGGAAGGGUCUCGAAGGAGAGGGACACGCCAUCCGCUCUGAUAUUCAAUCAGCAAUCCGACAGAGACGCAGUCAAGAUGCUCAACGUCACACACGAUCACCUCUCCAGAUCCAACACGGCCAUCAAGUACGCCAUAUUCUGUACAAACAUCACCUACAAGAACAGCUCUACUAAACCAGACCUCAUCAACACCAACGUCGACCCAGACGUCGUCAAGAAACUAACUCUUCAAAACACCCUCGCCGACGUCUGGCGGACGCUCGAUCCUCGGACCGAAGUUGUCGUUGCGCCGUCGAUAGAGGAGGCUAUCGCGUAUGUUAGGGAGAAGGAGGAGGACCUUCAGGUGUUUAUUACGGGAAGUUUGCAUCUUGUCGGUGGUGCGCUGUCUGUUUUGGAAGGAGAGGAUUCCGGGCUCAAGGGGCCCAAAGGUUUGAAGGAUAUUUCGUCGUAG
This is a messenger RNA of Scedosporium apiospermum, 1530 nucleotides long. Its product is annotated as Folylpolyglutamate synthase. Lineage: Eukaryota; Fungi; Ascomycota; Sordariomycetes; Microascales; Microascaceae. Gene Ontology annotation, molecular function: tetrahydrofolylpolyglutamate synthase activity; ATP binding. The transcript is spliced from 5 exons. Gene Ontology annotation, biological process: tetrahydrofolylpolyglutamate biosynthetic process. The record is from RefSeq and is a predicted model, not a curated record. Bases 1 to 1530 code for a protein of 509 amino acids. Gene Ontology annotation, cellular component: cytosol; cytoplasm; mitochondrion.